GUGUAUUUGUUACAUCUGAUCAAGCAGUGGGGCAAUAAUACAUUCAGACUUAAACAUCUGUUGCAUUGAGAUGCGUGUGUGAAUGAGAGAAGGGCAAAACUGUCUUGUUUACACCCGGAGAGCUGAAGAUUCCGUGCCUCGGCGGAGCGCCUGAACGCAGCACCGCCCAGCCUUCAAACCUCUCCUGAGGCCUUACAUAAUAAAUGCACGAAGCCCCGCCCACUUCUGGAGGCUUCAAAUUGGGCUGCGGACCUGGGAGAUCUCAACACUCCGAUCUCUAACAGGACAAGCGAGCACAUCUGGACACUUUAACGCACUGAGGAAGAAGAGGUGUAGAAGAAGAAUAAACUUCUCCUGCAAAAUACAACAAAACAAAACAAAACCAAGAAGAAUGAUUUUCGACAAGUUGAAAAAGUUGGACAUCGUGUUCGACUCCCCGGAGCUGGACUGCCCCCCGGUGUUCAGCAGCGGGGACGUGGUGUCCGGCCGGGUGGUGCUGGAGCUCAGCGGGGCCAGCAGGCUGGACUCCCUCAAGCUGCACGCCCAGGGCUGCGCCAAGGUGCACUGGACCGAGUCCCGGUCCGCGGGCUCCAGCACCGCCUACACGCAGAACUACAGCGACGAGGUGGAGUACCUGAACCGCAGAGAGGUGCUGCUGCAGGCAGAUAACGGCGAUGUAACCGUCCUUCCUGCCGGCAGACAUGAAUAUCCAUUUAGCUUCCAGCUGCCAGAGGAGACGCUGGUCACCUCCUUCGAAGGGAAACAUGGCAGCAUACGUUACUGGGUGAAAGUGAAGCUGCACAGGCCGUGGGCCGCUGUCAAGAAGCUCAAGAAGGAGUUCACUGUCAUCGAGCCCAUUGACAUCAACACACCAGCCUUCCUGGCACCACAGGCUGGAACGAGAGAGAAGAUGGCCCGGGCAUGGUAUCGCAACUUUGGACAAGUGUUAGUGACGGCAAAGAUCGACCGCAAAGGCUACACACCAGGUGAGGUGAUACCCGUCUUCGCCGAGUUCGACAACUCUACCUCCAGGUCAAUUGUGCCCAAGGCCUACAUCACUCAGACCCAGACGUUCAUCGCCCGCGGCACGAUGAAGCAGAAGCACUCGGUGGUGGCCACGUUGUCCGGCGACAUCGUGGGCGCCAAGUGCCGGGAAACUUGGCACGGACGCGCCAUCAAAAUCCCUCCGGUGGGGCCGUCCAUCCUGCAGUGCCGCAUCAUCAAAGUGGAGUACAUGCUCAAGGUUUGUGUCGAUGUUCCCGGAACGUCCAAGCUGUGUCUGGAGCUGCCGCUGGUCAUCGGCACCAUCCCGCUCCAUCCCUUCGGCAGCCGCACCUCCAGCGUCAGCAGCCAGUACAGCGUCCACCUGGAGUGGCUGCGGAUGGCCAUCCCAGAGCAGCCUGAGCCUCCUCCAGAUUACAGCUCUGUGGUGACGGAGGCGGAGGCCGAGCAGUGCAACAACAACACGGUGGUCUCGGAGCAGGCCGACGAACUGAGUGGGAUCCUGGAGCGCCCCCUCAUGGCUUUUCUCCAAGAGUUCCGCUUCCGACCUCCGCCAGUGUACUGCGAGAUUGACCCCAACCCUCAGCCCAUCAACAUGAGACGCCGCUGCAUGACGUGUUGAACCAUGAGCUCCGCCUGAAAGUCAAGCGACUGAAAUUAAUGAAAUGAAUCAAGAGAUUUGUCUUCGCCUGGAUUACUUCUCUCUGACAGAGAGAGAGGUAAUCGGUGCCUGGUCCCACCAAGCGUUGUGGCGGCGGACCGGGAGAGAAGGAGCUCACAGGACCUGGAUGUCGGUGGAGGAGCUGCCACUUUGUUUCCAGUCCAUAAAGUAAAGUGGACGCUUUCCUGGUCUGCCGAGGGGGUCGCGAUGUGAAGCAACUCCUCCACAUCGGUUCCUGUCCUCCCCCAAGUGAUUUUUUUUUGGCUCAAGACGAAGUGAGCUGCAAAUACCUCCCAAUCAACGAUUCCCUCACGUGAUGAGAUUUUUGAGAUACAAGGGACAUAUUUUGGGGGGGAAAAGAUCACUUGAUAUUUGUCAGAUGCAGAGUUGCAGUUGCAAGAGAUGUUGAAAAAAAAAUUGCUCUUGAGAAGUUGACAAAGUGUCAAAGAAGUGCAAUUAUGGUCUUCAGCAUCCACUCCCCUCUGCCUGGUUACACAGUAGACUUUAACGACCACAUGGUUAUCUAUGCAAUGUGUGACCGGACGGCAGUGGGCCUGUGAUGAUUUCUACUCUUGUUUAAGCACAUACUGUAUCUGAAGGUGUGACGGUGGAGAGACGAUGGCGUAUAUCUAUGCAUGCAGGUAACAAUAUGUAAAAGGGAAAAAAACCUACGUAUGCCUUAACUAUCUGCAGCAGGAGAUUGCAUGGGAGUUUCAGGGAAUUGUUCUCUCAUAGCGUUGAAUAGAACUUAAUGUUUUCUGAAAGAACUUAGAACAAAAACGGUUUGAACAUCUGGAUAAAUUCCAAGUGAAGUGUUGUGUAAAUGCAAAGAAACUUAGUAGCUGAAUUGUCAGGUAGCUGUGGCUGUCGGCGUUAGCACAGUUAAAUAAAAAGAAGUAGGAAAAGCAGUUGUGUGUGUGUGAAGCUGCACGAGGCUCAUAGAUUAGCUCUCAGCUGCUAAACCAAAGGACGAGACCUCUGAGCCGUGCGGCCUGAAGCGGAGACGGGAGCCAGAUGCCUCAAUGCUCCGUUAGGCUCGUGCACGCUGCGACGCCCGGCGCUCAAGUGGAGCCUUAAGCUGGAGAUGCCACUGAAGCGCUUGGACAAAAGAACAUUCCAAAUAGACUCGAGGAUUAUGUUUUUCUCCUCAACUUCCAAAAAAAACUGGUCUUCGAGGUCAGCUGCGCGACCUCCUUGGCACGCACUGAAAAAAACGAAUGUAUUUUUAUACAAAUGCAGUUGUUGAUGUGUAAUCUUGCCAAAGUUUUGUAACUGUUUUUUCUAAUAAAAACUCUUUUAAUGGA
Limanda limanda (common dab) is the source of this 2967-nucleotide messenger RNA. RefSeq names its product arrestin domain containing 2 (gene arrdc2). The coding region runs from base 392 to 1624 and encodes 410 amino acids. The transcript has 7 exons. Gene Ontology annotation, biological process: protein transport. Gene Ontology annotation, cellular component: cytoplasm; plasma membrane. The record is from RefSeq and is a predicted model, not a curated record. Lineage: Eukaryota; Metazoa; Chordata; Actinopteri; Pleuronectiformes; Pleuronectidae.